Messenger RNA from Nematolebias whitei (Rio pearlfish), 563 nucleotides. RefSeq names its product type III endosome membrane protein TEMP-like. NCBI's taxonomy places the organism in Eukaryota, Metazoa, Chordata, Actinopteri, Cyprinodontiformes, Rivulidae. The record is from RefSeq and is a predicted model, not a curated record. Bases 49 to 366 code for a protein of 105 amino acids. The transcript has a single exon.
CAACAAUCCAUACAGUGGUCCUAUCUGGCAGCCGGGCUGGGUACACUCAUGGCCCUCUCACUCCUUGUUGUGAUGACAGUCAAGUUUCGCCUCUUCCAUCGUUUUCUGGCCAGCUACAGACACUCCCUGCUGCAGGAGACUGACGGAGUCAGCCAGUACGGUCAAGAUGACUUGUCCUUCCCCAACGUGUCAGGUCAGCUGGCAGUAGUCAGACAGACUUGCAGAGACCUGGAAGAUGACGAUGAUGGAUUCAUUGAGGACAACUACAUCCAGACCAGUGAGAAACACCAGGCCCACAGAGAAAUCCAGGAGGAGGUGGAGGAGGGGGAGGACAGCGAUGAUGAUCUUCAGUUCACCAUAGGGUGAUUAUAAUUAUAUAAGUUUAUAUAAAGGAGAAAUAUUCACAAGCUGCUGGUUUAGAACUGAAAAUAAAAAUGGAGGUUUGCCUUGUGGCUUUGACCUCUUACAAAGAACGACAGAUGCACAAACAACAUGACAAACAAGUUUUGUUUAAUACCAUAAAAUAAGUUUAUCAUGUUUUUUUAUUGUCUUACAGUUUGCAA